AUGAAACAUACAUUAAAGAUAUUUUAAAAUCAAUUGAUAUGGGAUUAUUAUUGGGAGCACCUAUUUUCGAUGAAAAUGAUGAAAAUAUUUUAUCAAAUAUGGGUAUAGAUUUAAUGAAAUAUUUCAAUAAAUAUAUUUAUGUAUCGGCUGACAUUGAAUAUAAUAAUUCUAAAAUCGAGGCAACAUCUCUUGGGCAAGAAUUAUUGAAUGUACCUGAAAAUUGCAAAGAAAUUUCGACGUGUGAAAAACCAGAAUUAAGCUAUUUUAAUGAUAAAUUUUUUAAACCUUGCAUUCCAGUUAAAUUAAUAGGAUGUAUAGACCAUUGGCCAGCAAAAACAAAAUGGACAAAUUUAGAUUAUUUUAUAAAAAUAGCUGGCGAACGAACAAUACCUGUUGAAAUCGGAGCACAUUAUGUCCAUGAAAAUUGGACACAAAAAUUAAUGACUAUGAGAGAAUUUAUAAUGAAUUACGUAUGUAAAGAAUACGAUGAAGAAUCACAACGAGGAUAUUUGGCACAACAUACUUUAUUUGAUCAGUUGCCACAACUUCGAGAUGAUAUAAUAAUUCCUGAUUAUUGUGCUUUAACCGAUGAUGACGAAACUAAUGUUGAACCAGAAAUAAAUGCAUGGUUUGGACCGAAAGGAACGUUAUCUCCAUUACAUUAUGACCCCAAACAUAAUCUUUUAACGCAGGUGAUUGGUUCAAAACAAAUUAUAUUAUUUUCACCGGAUGAUUCAUCAUAUUUAUAUCCGUACGAUGAUAAACUUUUAUUUAACACAUCACAAGUAGAUCCUAUUUCACCAAAUUUAAAAGAUUAUCCAGAAUUUGGUAAGGCAAUUAAAUGGUAUUGUGUAUUAAAACCUGGUGAAAUGUUAUAUAUUCCACCAAAAUGGUGGCAUCAUGUAGUGUCUCUUGAAAAAAGUUUUUCUGUUAGUUUUUGGUGGAGAUAA
Messenger RNA from Chrysoperla carnea, 950 nucleotides. It is a transcript of the gene JMJD5, whose product is annotated as bifunctional peptidase and arginyl-hydroxylase JMJD5. Gene Ontology annotation, molecular function: histone H3K36 demethylase activity. Gene Ontology annotation, cellular component: nucleus. Bases 39 to 950 code for a protein of 303 amino acids. Lineage: Eukaryota; Metazoa; Arthropoda; Insecta; Neuroptera; Chrysopidae. The record is from RefSeq and is a predicted model, not a curated record. The transcript has 4 exons.